CAGCCUCUGGAGCCGCCAUGCUGCGCGCACAGACCGAGCCAAUCCCACGCCUCUUCUCUCUACAGUAACUCUCUGCUCUGUGGGACAAGGAAACCCACGCACGGUUGCUGUUGUGACGUUCUUCCUUGGCUGGACCUUCUGACAUUUCUCAACUGUGCGAAGAAAAGCGAAAAGACGUUUUAAUGAAUCAGUAUUCGCUCGCCGAGGCCAUGUCGGACAACGUGAGGAUUUUAUAAUUGUCAUCUGAGGAAGAACAUCGCGUCUUGUACCGAGCCACAGAGGAAACUUCACAGUGCCAAAGUUAUCAGAGUCGAACAUGGGCUUUGGCGUGUUGGGAAUCUUUCUGGGACUGCUCCUCGAAGUGUCCACCCAUGGACCGCACGCCGUUCCCCGAUCGUCCUGGAAACACCGAGACAUAGACGUGACGGAGUUCUCUGAGCCCGGUAUCUUCAACUACACCACGCUGCUGCUGAGCGAAGAACGAGAUGCUCUGUAUGUGGGGGCCAGGGAGGCAAUUUUUGAACUCAACAAAAACGACAUAACCAAACGACACAAGAAGGUUGAGUGGACUGUUGAUGAACAAUCUGUGGAAAAAUGUGUCCUCAAAGGAAAAUCUAAAGAGAGAGACUGUUUAAAUUACAUACGAGUGCUUCAGUUUGCUGAUAAGGAUCGGCUUUUUGUCUGUGGCACUUUUGCAUUUACACCUCUGUGUGACUCCUUGAGUUUAGCCGACUUUUCUCUAACCCGUCACCCAGAGGACGGCAGAGGACGAUGCUCUUUUGACCCGUAUCAAAGCUUUACCUCAGUCAUGGUUGAUGGUGACCUUUACACCGGCACAGCUUACAAUUUCUUGGGUAGUGAGCCGAUCAUUUCCAGAUACUCUCCUCCUCAUUCUCUUCUGAGGACAGAGUACUCCACAUCGUGGCUUAACGAGCCUAGUUUUGUGUUUGCUGAUGUGAUCAGGGAGGGGAGAAAAAAGGCUGAUGGUGAGGAUGACAAAAUCUACUACUUCUUCACUGAGGUAUCCGUGGAGUAUGAAUUCUUUGGCAAACUGCUGAUCCCUCGAGUAGCUCGUGUCUGUAAGGGUGAUCUGGGAGGACAGCGCACUCUUCAGAAAAAAUGGACGUCUUUUCUGAAGGCCAAGCUGGUGUGCUCCAUGCCCGAGCUCAACUUUGUCUUCAACGUGGUUCAUGAUGUCUUUAUUUUGAAAGGGGCACACUGGAAGGACACAGUCAUCUAUGGGGUUUUCACCUCACAAUGGGGCAAUGUUGGUUUGUCAGCCGUUUGUGCCUACAAUCUGACUGCCGUAGAAGAUGUUUUCUCUAAAGGCAAAUACAUGCAGAAAGCAACAGUGGAACAUUCACACACAAAAUGGGUUCGGUACAAUGGCGUGACACCCACCCCACGGCCUGGUGCAUGUAUUAACAACGAAAUGCGUCAAGAAAACAUCGAGAGCUCUCUGCAUCUGCCGGACAAGACUCUACAGUUUGUGAAAGACCACCCUCUUCUGGAAGAUCCUGUUCUGCCAAUUGGAAAUGGGCCUCGGCUCAUCACCAAAGACGUGAACUACACUCAGAUCGUUGUGGAUCGUGUGCUUGCACUUGAUGGAAAUAUUUAUGAUGUCAUCUUUACUGGAACAGACAAAGGAAUCCUGCACAAGUCUGUUGUGUAUGAAGGAAAUGUUCAUACAAUAGAAGAAAUCCAGCUACUGAAAAACGCAGAGCCCAUUAAAAACCUACUGCUGUCCACAAAGACACAGUCGAUAUAUGCAGGCUCAGACUCUGGUGUCGUCCAGUGCCCCACAUACAUGUGUGGGAAAUAUUUGUCUUGCACUGACUGUAUUUUGGCUCGAGAUCCUUACUGCAGCUGGGACCCACAGACAGAGAGAUGCAUCAACAGUGCAGUAAAUCAGAAGGGUUUGUUAAUCCAGAAUCUCCGUGGUGAUGCAGACGGAUGCCCUGCAGGACCCUCCCUGAAGAAGCUCCAGCCAAUCCAUAAAAGUGUGAAAGUGGGGAGCUCUGCAGAGCUGCCAUGUGGAGCGUCGUCUAACUUGGCCCAUGUCAUGUGGAAGGCCAAAGGCUCUCCGGUCACAGAUGCAUCUCCCUUUCGCCUGAUCAGUGAUAGUAGACUUCUUAUUUACAGUGUGGGUCCUGAGGAUGAGGGCCACUAUGAGUGCUGGUCAGUGGAAUGGGCCCCUGCUGUAGGGAAGAACUUCAGCCGUCAGCUGGCUGCAUACAACCUCACCCUGGACCUCCCUGCGACCCGGCCUCUUCAUGCAGGUCACGUGACCACUACCCACAGCAGCAAGGAGGCAUCUAGCACAGAGAAUGUGGCAGGUAAUGGUAAGACAGAAAGAGUACCACUAACUUCAGCACUUGUCCCCUCCCAUUUUACAACGUUUUUUACAUCCCCACCCCAAACUGACUCAUCACUAACCCCACCGCCCCGCCGCAGGCUUCAACCCAUUCAGCCAUUCUCACCUAGCUCUUAUCCCUCCCGCGCCGGGAACCAGGAAGCAACAGCAACAUCUUAUUUGCAGCAAGACAACAGCACCGCCCUGCUUCUUCUCUUCCUUUUGUUUUUCCUCCUCUUUUUGGCAGCAAUGGUGUACAACUGUUACAUGCAGUACCUCCCUGCCCCUUGUCUGCGUUUGCGGACUGCACUUAUUGGUAACAACAAAAGCGCUAGUCAGCCUGAAUAUCGAGCAUGUGAGGCAGGGCCGCUGGAGAUGUCAACAACGGACAAAAUGAACUCAGCUGAGCAGCCUAAGCAGAAUGGUAGUCAAUCCGCCACCAAUCUGCGGGCACUGCGGGACACUGGAUAUGAAACUGAACCCGAGUAUGCCAACGGGAAGGUUCACAGUUUUGACGACAGCCCUUCUACGGAGAAACCCUUUGACAUAGAUUCUGACUCUCAGCCUAUUGAGUAUGCUGACGCUGAUGUGGAAAAUCAAAAUUAUUUAUAAAUUGAACAAAAAGACUAUAUUGAGUCCAUAUGAAGUCUCUCUGCUAGUCAAAAAGCCAAAAUGAAGGUAUUGCUUAUUUUUUUAUUGCUUAAGGUAUUUGAGGCUUAUUUGAAGCUCCUGGCUUGUCUGUAGCUUUUCUCUCAAGCAAGCGUAGACUCUGCACAUUCUUGGUCCAGCAGGAAAAGCUAUUUCAUUCCAAAUUGGAAACACAAUUUACCAAAUUGGUAAGUUCACUAGAUGUUUUCCAAAUUGGAGUUUGUUACUUUGUACAGCUUUUGUGAACUAAUGUCAGUGUUAAUGUUUUUUAUUUUGCUACCAAACAGUUACUGCUUUGUUAGUUUGUUUUUUUCUCAGGGAAGAUUUUCACGACAGAGCAAUGAAGGGUUUAUCGAAUAAGCAGAAAUGUCGACCGUUGCCUCCUAAAUAGUUGGAUCCAUUUGAUCUGUUGUACUGCUGUCAUAACAAUUUUUUUUUUUAUCCAGUGAAAUCAAAAAUAACAAAAUGAAAACUUUUUAACCACUGCUGUAUCAUUUUUGUUGUUGUUUAUUAACCAUCUGUGCCACUGUGUACACACUGAUGUUUUACCUGAAAAUGUAACAUGCCCUGGAAACAAUCUGAACUUUUUUGUUUUUACAGUUAUUUGAAUGAAGAUAGACAUGGUUAUUUAAGAUGUCAUAAUUUAAUUUGUAGGCUAGUUGCUUAGAUUUUAUUUAUUAAAAUAGUUUCUAUGAUGUUCAAAACCUAUUUCACAUCCAUGAGUCUGCUCAUGCAUUUUGCAUGUGGCACUAGAUUUCCCAUUUUCCUCAAACCUAUCUCUCUGUCCAUCACUCCUCCUUCACAGCCUCUGUUCCUGUCGACUCUUCGUCCACCCUCUGCACCUCUGAGCGGAGCACUCAUUCAUCCCUUCCCUCAUCCUUCCCUUUCUCUGCCAAAGCCCACACGCUCCAGGCCAAAGAGGCGGAGGUGAGACUGUUGCCUCCUGUGCUGAAGGACCAGGCCUGGGGGGUUCAUGCCCAGGAGGCCUUCAUGCUCUUCUGCCUCGCUCUGGGUGAGUGGUGCCUCUGACAGUGACCCCACUUCUCCUCCUCACAAUCAGAUGCUUGAUGUGAAACUGUCACUUCUACUCCAUUAGUCUCGUUUCCAUUUUUCAUUUCUUUGCAUUUUGCAUGUACCGGAUCCACACUUGAACUAACAACUUGCUUGUUCCAUUACACAACUGGUCUUGCCAUAGUUGCGAAACGUGGCUGAGGUAUGAUGUAAACUUUUAUUCAAGCACAUGAAACUUUUCUAGAUCUUCAUGUUGACUGGACUUUCACUUAGGUUUUUUUUUUUUUUUUGUGACGAACAAAAUGACUGUGCCCACGUUUCAUUCUCUGUAAAAAUGUAAACUUGUGUAUAUAUAGAAAAUACUUUUGAACAUGUACAGAGAUUUAGGCUUUAUAUCUGGUGUCUCUUAAAUGGGGAGAUUGAAUAAAUCUGUGAAAUGUUUUUAAAUCGUGUUUGUUUUUGUUUUGUCUUGUGGCUAAUAGCAUGUGGUAUUAAAGGAAAGAGCUGUGUAUGUUUUCAGAGCACAAUUAUUUACACAAGAUUGUUUUGUAUUGAUGUAGAAUGGCUAAUGGAGCUAGGUAUAAGGCACUGUAAUGCAUGAAGAUUAAACCACGCUUUGCAAAUGUAAAUGGUUGCGGCAAGUUUCAGCCAAAGGCAAGUGCUUAAUUUAAAUUGAUUCCAUUUGUAUUGUACAUGCCAUUGUGUUGAAGG
This is a messenger RNA of Periophthalmus magnuspinnatus, 4723 nucleotides long. It is a transcript of the gene sema4d, whose product is annotated as sema domain, immunoglobulin domain (Ig), transmembrane domain (TM) and short cytoplasmic domain, (semaphorin) 4D. Lineage: Eukaryota; Metazoa; Chordata; Actinopteri; Gobiiformes; Gobiidae. The transcript is spliced from 17 exons. The coding region runs from base 317 to 2965 and encodes 882 amino acids. Gene Ontology annotation, molecular function: semaphorin receptor binding; chemorepellent activity. Gene Ontology annotation, biological process: ossification involved in bone maturation; negative regulation of axon extension involved in axon guidance; positive regulation of cell migration. The record is from RefSeq and is a predicted model, not a curated record.